CUAACGAGCACCUCAUUGAGCAAGAACACCGACAAGCAACCGGCUCCCUGACCACCAUGCUCAAGUACGCCAACGACCAGCCCGCCGGCUUCACCAACACCAUUGAAAGAGUCGCCAUUGUUGGUGCUGGGGGUACGAUUGGAUCGCACAUCGCCAAGGCGCUUUUGGCCACCGGAAAACACACUGUCACAGCAAUCUCCCGUAAGGACAGCGACAACAAGCUUCCCGAGGGUGUCCAAGUCGCCUUGGUUGACUACGACGAUGAGGCCACCAUUGUUGCAGCCUUCAAAGGCCAGCAAUUUUUGAUCAUCACCAUGGCCCCAACUGCGCCCCGAGACACUCACAGCCAGCUUGUGCAGGCGGCUGCCAAGGCCGGCAUUCCAUACGUAAUGCCCAACGGAUACGCCGGCGACAUUGAAAAUAUCGAGUUUGGCAAAGACACAUUGCUGGGGCCUGUCGCCAAAGACAACAGGGACGAGAUUGAGAGGCUGGGAAUGCAUUGGAUCACAGUCUGCUGUGGAUUCUGGUACGAUUACAGCUUGGCGGGUGGAGAGGCGCGCUUUGGGUUCGAUUUUGGCCACCGUUCCCUGACGGUCUAUGGCGAUGGCAAUGUCGUGAUCUCGACGUCAACAUUAUCGCAGGUGGGACGCGCCGUGGCUCAGCUGCUGAGCCUCAAGGAGCUUCCCGAGGAUGAAAGUGACAACAGCCUUACUCUGUCUACAUUCUCAAACAAGGGCGUGUACAUCAAGAGCUUUGCGGUCAGCCAAAACGAGAUGUUCGAUAGCGUAAAGCGCGUGACCUCUACCAUCGAUACGGAUUGGACAAUUACUUACCAGGAUACCAAGAGGCGGUACGAGGAUGGCUUGAUGCAGGUUAAACGGGGGAAUAUGUCGGGCUUUAGCAAGAUGCUGUACGCUAGGGCUUUUUAUCCACAGGAUCCUGCUGAUCUCUCGGCCAAGGUGCAGAAUGAGCUGCUCGAAUUGCCGGCUGAGACGCUGGACGAGGCUACCAAGGUAGGAAUCGACAUGGUCAAGGAGCUGCAGCUCCGAGUUCAGCGCAUGGCAGCCUAAGGCAGAAGAAGAGUGGAUGCUCUGAGAUAUGGGCUUCUGUAGUGUUGAUGUGUGUCUAUCACUCGGAGGACCCCAAUCGACGCGUGGCUUCCUUUGCGUGGGAUUCCGGUUCUAUAUUCCACAAAUACCGGGCCCCGCCACGCUUGGUUUGCCUUGGUAACACGUCUUACCUUUGCUAAACUCGAAAGACAUAUUCGGAUGAAGCUUGGUGUAAGGUUCCUAGUGUAAAGCAUCCUAAAGAA
Aspergillus uvarum CBS 121591 is the source of this 1312-nucleotide messenger RNA. Its product is annotated as aromatic alcohol reductase. Gene Ontology annotation, molecular function: oxidoreductase activity. NCBI's taxonomy places the organism in Eukaryota, Fungi, Ascomycota, Eurotiomycetes, Eurotiales, Aspergillaceae. The coding region runs from base 57 to 1070 and encodes 337 amino acids. The transcript has 2 exons. The record is from RefSeq and is a predicted model, not a curated record.